Dermacentor andersoni is the source of this 1753-nucleotide messenger RNA. RefSeq lists its product as uncharacterized. Gene Ontology annotation, molecular function: DNA-binding transcription factor activity. Gene Ontology annotation, cellular component: nucleus. Gene Ontology annotation, biological process: positive regulation of DNA-templated transcription. NCBI's taxonomy places the organism in Eukaryota, Metazoa, Arthropoda, Arachnida, Ixodida, Ixodidae. The record is from RefSeq and is a predicted model, not a curated record.
UACUUGAAUUGGGUACUAUGGCGCGGGAAAGGCGAGGGCACAAAAAAUGAAAGACAGACGCAGGAGCCGCCACUUUGGCGUCUCUAACCCACUUGUUCGAACCCCCGUGAAAUUGUGGCUUGGCGCAUCACGUGCAUUUUCGUUCGCGUUUGUCCCCCGAAAAGUGCGAGGCCACGCGCCGCUGCAAGAGAGCCAGUUCGCGAACCACGAUGAAGACGCAGCCAGGAAACCAGCCACGAUAAUCUCGCAAAUUUCCUCUGGUGCAUUAUCACUUCCUACUAAAAAACAUGACCAAGCCGAACGCAUUUGUAGCGUGGUUUCCCGCCGCUCAUGCUUUCUUGGAUAUGAUAAGGGGUGGGGGGGGGAGCAUGUUCUUCCAGAAUAUCGGGCCAAGAAAAAAAAAAUCUUUGACACAAGUUUGUCGGUCUCCUGCGGCUCGAGGGGGAGAAGAAAAUAGUAGAAGACAAGAACGAGAACGCGUCCACGUUGGAGAUGAAACGCCAUACGUCGGCGUUCUGAAGUCGCACGCUUUCCGAGCACGCCAUAAAACGAGUCACUGCACAGCAAACGGCAGCUACUCAACAGUCGCAGAUCCACUAAGUCGCGCUCGCUGCGACGCACUUCGCGAAAGCCGUUUGUGCCUCGAGAAUGGCGGCGUCGGGCCGUGCUGCUGGCUCCGCUGGCCUCGACGCCGGUCUCUCCAGAGACGACGACGGCCGGAUGAGCGCUUACAACGGCUACGCCACGCUACAGAGGGACGAUUGCGAGCUGUCGGCGAGCAGCAGCAGCAGCAGCGGCGGGGACGACGACUGCAGCAGCAGCGACAGCAGCAGUAGCAGCAGUUCUAGCAGUGACAGCGGAAACAGCGACGUGGCGCAGGCCGACGCGUCCCAGUCGGAGGACAUCGACAUCGAAGAUGUGCCGACUGCAUCCAGCGUCGCAGCCGUUGCCGCCUUCAUGGCGAGCGAGCCACAGAUGGGAAUCUGGAUCCAGGCAAUAGUCGAACGACCGGCGGACCUUCCCAGUGACUACCCGGACGAAGUUCACGACUGGAGCGGUUGGCCCAAGUUCGCUCCCAAGAACGCGGACCAACAGCGUGCGAUCGUGCCGUGCCUGCCGGCCAAGGUUCCUCACGUAGCGCUCGUCAACCAGCACGAGUUCCUGCUGCCCAAGAUGGAACUGCUUGUCCACACACAGGGCAGGUUGAUGCAGCCAGCGCCUUCGUUCCGCUGUACCAACUUGGUGGACGACCUGCAGUACACGGCUUGGCUCACCUUCACUAAUUCCGUUGGGGGCGAAUGCGUUGGUCAAUACUCCCACCCGGAUUCACCGCAUCCCGGUUCUUCGUGGAACGGCCGGGUGCUGUCGUUUUCUCGGUUAAAGCUCUUCACCUACGACGGCUUCAGCUCGAAACUGCCCCCGAUCACUCUGAAGUGUAACAACAGUUACCGCAUCCAAGUGAACGUUGGAAUCGUGGACAACAACGGACACAUCUUGAGCAGGUCGGUCGUCCGCCGCUUUGUCGGUGCCCACUUCAUUGCAGUCACCCAGUUCAGCAAAAAAGCUAGCUGAGGAAACCACGGCCAGAGCUUCAUCUUCAUGUCUUUUUUUUUGUUUCUUUGCCUAGUCUCGCCCAUCCAAGCAACAAGAAAUUCAAGACUAAGGCACGCUAAUUUAAUAUUAUAUUCACUGCACUGUUUUCACGACUUUCAUAGUUUCUGUGAUAAAAGUAAUAAAGACACAUUUGCCGGUA